Molecule: messenger RNA, 2307 nt
Organism: Oncorhynchus tshawytscha (Chinook salmon)
Lineage: Eukaryota; Metazoa; Chordata; Actinopteri; Salmoniformes; Salmonidae
Gene: etfbkmt
Product: electron transfer flavoprotein subunit beta lysine methyltransferase
Exons: 3
Coding region: 267-1022 (251 amino acids)
Biological process (GO): peptidyl-lysine trimethylation
Cellular component (GO): mitochondrial matrix
Molecular function (GO): protein-lysine N-methyltransferase activity
Source: RefSeq, a predicted model, not a curated record
GUACAUUUAUUUGGUCCUGCAUGUUUUGCUUCCGUGUGGGAACAACGCUCUUGUGCCUUCAUUGGUUAGGAUUUACAUGUUGACAUUUCUGUGUGAAAUGGGGAAAAAUACUGAACCGUCGGUAGCUAUAUAGUUGGUAAAAUAAAAAAUAAAUGUAAAAACUUGCAGCUAGCUAGCUACACUGUGAACAUGUCUAUGUACGUUUGCGUUUGAUGGCAUGCUUUUUUUGAUUUAGUAAGUAGCUAGGUAGCUAGCUAGCUAACAAAAUGUUAACCAGGCUUGGAGUUUUUGGUUAUAUGAACAUUGUCAAAACACUUUGCACUAGUACAAAUAGGUACCUUCAAGGCUUCGCCUCAGAUAAUGAUAUAAAGAAAUUUAUUAUAGAAAACACUGAGAUAGUAAGAAAGCAUAACUUGACCCCAGAAAUCCAUUUGAGACUGUUCACCCCAAAUUGUCGGUUUUGGCAUGCAAGACCAGAACUGUGGCCUUUCUCUGACCCAUUCUGGGCAAUAUACUGGCCAGGGGGACAAGCACUCGCCAGGUAUCUAUUGAGUAACCCUGGAGUGUCACAGGGCAAGAGAGUGUUAGAUCUGGGGUGCGGCUGUGGAGCCUCUGCUAUAGCUGCCAAGUUCUGCGGUGCUUCUCAUGUAGUAGCCAAUGACAUCGACCCUGUUGCAGCCAUCGCGACCCAGCUGAACUGUGAGCUGAAUGGCCUGAACCCCCUCCCUUGUGAUACGGAGAAUGUGAUUAGUUCAGAGCCCGAGGAAUAUGACCUCAUCCUCCUGGGAGACAUGUUCUAUGAGGAGGCAUUGGCAGACAGCCUUCACAGCUGGUUAAACUGCUGCAUCCAGACCCACGGGACACAGGUCCUGAUAGGAGACCCGGGGAGGGCCCAGUUUGAAGGACACAGCAUCAGGAGGCUCCUGCGUCAGGAGGCUCAGUUUGAACUGCCUAAAGCUGUCAGAGAGGAGAACUAUGGACUGACCUGCAGCACUGUGUGGCGCUACCUGCCUGAACUCUGACAGACAUCUUUCACAAACCCAUAUUUGUAUGUGCUUUAGAGCACUCCUUCAACUGUUGUUGUUUGUGACACUUGACAUAUAUGAUUGUGGAAUUGCUAUCAGCAAGUGCCUGGCAUUGACUCAAUUAAAACUUGUCAAUCUUCUUUGCCAUGAAGUCAAAUGUACUGUUUUUAAACAAACACCUCUUUUGACAUGUGGGGCGGCAGGGUAGCCUAGUGGUUAGAGCGUUGGACUAGUAACCGAAAGGUUGCAAGUUCUAAUCCCCAAGCUGACAAGGUACAAAUCUGUCGUUCUGCCCCUGAACAGGCAGUUAACCCACUGUUCCUAGGCUGUCAUUGAAAAUAAGAAUUUGUUCUUAACUGACUUGCCUAGUUAAAUAAAGGUUAAAAAAAAAAAAAAAAUCUCAAACCUAAGCAUAUCUCUUUUAUUCAAAACCCAGCAAUAAUGCCACGGUAGUAUGGGGUGUUGUCUCAACAACAAAGUUGUACACAGAUCUAUGAUUUGAAAAUGACAAGUAACAAAUGUAAAACAGUACAUAUUUCAAAUGAAAUCAAUCACAUCUGUGUUAACAAUAAAGCAUGUAAACUUACACUGCACUCAGACUGCAAUCCAAUUACCUAACAGUAGGGGGCAUCCACACUCCUUACUAUCAUUCAUGACAUGUCCUGAUUUAGCCACUACCUCCUGACCCUGAGUUGGCUCUAUAAAAAUUAUACUCCAUAUUUAUUCAUCUGGCAGAUAAACAUGCCCUUUUUAAAUAAUUCAGAGUCAAAUAUAGAUUAAACCCUUGGUUUUCUUUGGAAUUAUUUGAGCUCAUUCAGAGGAGAAAUCAGGCUUGGGCCAAAGCAAGGAAACUGACUCUGUAGUGGACUGGCAAUCCUUCAGACAAUUGAGAAACAGAUGUACUAUCUCGUUUAAGAAAGCUAAAUCAAGCUAUUUUUUAAGCUCUUAUUUUGGAAAACAGAAGAUACACUGAAGCGUACAAAUUCCUCUUCCUCGCCGCCUUAUCAAGUUCUGCCUGACUGGCAUCAUAACUGAGAAGAAUGUGAUAAGUGAUGCUUUUAAUCAUAAUUUUAUCUCGGCAUGCUUUUUAUUUGAGAGAAACGGUGGUAUAGUUGACCCUGGUCAGUCAAUCAUCUGCUCUUCCCUCUGCCAGACUCUAGCUGACUCGACAGUUAAUCUGUCAACUUCUAGGGAAUCUUUGUUUUCAUUUCAACAAUUUACUAUCUGUUAUGUGCUAGAUGCCUUGCUUAAGAUUGAUGUAAAAUAAAUCCUCUGGCGCUGA